Ambispora leptoticha is the source of this 1311-nucleotide messenger RNA. Lineage: Eukaryota; Fungi; Glomeromycota; Glomeromycetes; Archaeosporales; Ambisporaceae. The record is from the annotation of a GenBank genome assembly.
AUGCCUAUCCUUUCUGUUAAAGCUCGUCGAAUUUUUGAUUCUCGAGGCAACCCCACUGUGGAAGUAGAUCUAACAACCAACCAUGGUCUUUUUCGAGCUGCUGUUCCCUCGGGCGCUUCGACGGGAGUUCACGAAGCAUUAGAAUUGCGUGAUAAUAAUAAAGCUGAAUAUGUUGGAAAAGACGUUUCUAAAGCCGUCUCAAAUGUUAACAAUAUAAUUGCUGGAAAGCUUAUUGAGGCAAAUCUAGAUGUUAAAGAUCAAAAAGCUGUUGAUGAUUUCCUCUUGAAGUUGGACGGAACAAAGAACAAAUCCAAUCUUGGUGCCAAUGCAAUUCUUGGAGUAUCUUUAGCCGUCGCAAAAGCUGGUGCCGCCGAAAAGGGGGUUCCUCUUUAUAAACACAUCGCAGACCUCUCCGGAAGCAAAGAGCCAUUUGUUCUUCCAGUUCCCGCUUUUAAUGUCAUCAAUGGCGGUUCUCACGCAGGGAAUAAACUUGCAAUGCAAGAAUUUAUGAUUUUACCAACCGGUGCAAAGUCAUUUACUGAAGCAAUGAAAAUCGGCUCUGAAGUUUAUCACACACUCAAGUCUGUAAUCAAAAAAAAAUAUGGGCAAGACGCCGUAAAUGUAGGUGAUGAAGGAGGAUUUGCUCCAAAUAUUCAGGAUAACAAAGAAGGCCUUGAACUACUUAAAGAUGCAAUUGCAAAAGCAGGCUACACCGAAAAAGUAAAAAUUGGCAUGGAUGUUGCUGCUUCUGAAUUUUACAAGGACGGAAAAUACGAUCUUGACUUCAAAAAUCCAAAUUCUGAUCAGUCAAAACGGUUAACAGGACCUCAGUUAGCUGAUUUGUAUGGCGAGUUUAUCAAAGAAUAUCCAAUAGUAUCAAUUGAGGAUCCUUUUGAUCAAGACGACUGGGAAGCGUGGAGUCAUCUCAAUGCCAAAGUCAACAUCCAAAUUGUUGGCGAUGAUUUGACCGUAACUAAUCCUGAAAGAAUUCAAGACGCCAUUCAGAAGAAGGCUUGUAAUGCAUUGUUGUUAAAGGUCAAUCAAAUUGGUACCGUAAGCGAAUCAAUUGAGGCGGCUAAAUUAUCUCAGAGUGAUGGCUGGGGUGUAAUGGUAUCUCAUCGUUCCGGCGAAACGGAAGACACUACAAUUGCUGACUUAGUUGUCGGUCUUCGCACUGGGCAAAUCAAAACCGGUGCACCUUGUAGAUCAGAAAGAUUAGCAAAAUAUAAUCAGUUAUUACGUAUUGAGGAAGAAUUAGGCGACAAGGCAAUUUAUGCGGGUGAAAAUUUCAGACACGCGCAUACUUUAUAA